ACACUAUUUUAAAUAAUUUCUAUUGGAAAUAUUUUAGACAGGAAAAACACUCCUGUUAUCGCAUCCAAAGAGCAGAAUUUUCAACUUCAGAUACAGCAAUCUCCACCGGAAUCUUCUUCUCCGACUUGGGUUUUUCACCAUUUGCAGUUACUUCUGCUGGACAAUCCAUGGCGGUUCAAUGGAGUCCUCUCUCUUACUCCUGCUACUCAAAGCCCUUUAGAACCAAGCCCUUAUCGCCAUUCUCACCUACCCGUUUCAGCUCAUCUUAUAACAGUCCAUCCUCCAUCGAUAUCGACUCAUUUCAGCUCUCAACACACAGUGUGUCAAGGGAUGUUUCUGCUGUAAUUUCUGAAGGGAAAGCGGUGGGUUCCAGCACUUCUGAUACUGAUGUGCUCAAACUCACUUACUUGGAGGGUAAUAGUUGGCUGUGGGAUGUGGGAGGGUUGAAAGUUUUGGUUGAUCCAGUCUUGGUGGGUAACUUGGACUUUGGAAUCCCCUGGCUUUAUGAUGGUGCCAAGAAGAUUUUGAAAAGUUUCAAGCUUAGUGAUCUUCCUCAAGUCGAUUGCUUGCUGAUUACACAAGGCCUUGAUGACCACUGCCAUUUGAAGACCUUAAAGCCACUCUCUGAAAUGUUUGGAGAUCUUAGUGUCAUAGCGACUCCCAAUGCUAAAGCCUUAUUGAACCCCCUUUUCAAAAAUGUCACAUAUCUGGAGCCUGGUCAGAGUUUUGAAGUUGCUGCAAAAAAUGGUUGUAAAGUCACAGUGCAGGCUACUGUAGGUCCAGUUCUGGGUCCUCCUUGGCAACGUCCUGAGAAUGGAUAUCUUGUCAAUUCUCCACGAGACCAGCUGACUCUUUACUAUGAACCCCACUGUGUAUAUAACAAGAAUCUCUUGGGGAAGGUACAGGCUGACAUCAUCAUUACCCCAGUUAAAAAGCAGCUCCUGCCGAAAUUUACUUUGGUUUCUGGCCAAGAAGAUGCAGUUCAACUUGCAAAGCUGUUGAAUGCCAAGUUUGUUGUGCCAAUGAACAAUGGAGACCUUGAUACUCGAGGGCUUCUUGCACCUAUAAUUCAAUCUAUAGGGACAGUUGAGUCAUUCAAGGAACUUCUGUCAAGGGAACUACCUGUCGCACAGGUACUGGAGCCCAUGCCUGGAGUUCCACUGGAAAUUUCAGCAGCUUCAAGACUUGCAUAGUGCAUUCCUGGUUUUUAAUUUUUAUUUCUUUGUAAUGUAGAAAUGAAGCUAAAAUAUCCUGAAAAUGUAUAUAAGUUAACAACUUUUAUUAGUUCUUUUUUAAUAAACAAAGGAGAUUGCAAUUUU
Molecule: messenger RNA, 1319 nt
Organism: Malania oleifera
Lineage: Eukaryota; Viridiplantae; Streptophyta; Magnoliopsida; Santalales; Ximeniaceae
Exons: 8
Coding region: 168-1193 (341 amino acids)
Source: RefSeq, a predicted model, not a curated record